UCUGGGAGAAUCGAGGCUUCGCGGCGUAAUUGCCGGGUCGACGGCUAUCCAACAGAGCAAUCGAAAACGAUAUCGCGCGAUGCGUCGACCGCAUGCACGGUGUGUCAGUGGCGAAGGGCUGAAUCGGCGACAGCAUGUGUGCGCAGAUCGUGCCAGGCGAUUUGCAUUUCGAAUGCCGUCUGCUGCUGCCCCAGCUGUUGGUCGGGUUUGCCGCCGCUACGACGAUUUUAGGCCGCUGCUGACACGCCGUGCGGUCGACGCUCGCUGGGUAUUUUUUUUUUUUUUUUUUGGGAUGUUGUAUAGACAGACACAUCCGGUACGUCUGCUCCGUUUGCAACCUUCCGAACAAGCGAAGCCGCGGCGCGCAGAAAGCACAGGAGGGCUUUUGUUUGGUCGUUUGGUCGAAAGGCGCGCACACCUCUCCCCUCCGUUGUUUUGUGGCCCGCUUUCUCGGCCCGCUCGCUUCGUUUGCGCGCGUUAUCUGAUGCUUCCGACUGACGCCACCGCCGUUAUUCCGCGGCCGCCUCCCGGGGACGGCCCCGUCCGUCGCCUCCUCCUCCCUGCUUCAUCGCAGCCGGUGGUUGUUGGCUCUGGGCCCAGUUCGGCGUCGGACGUGGCCAUGGAGAACUACGAGCCUCUGCCGCAAUCGCCUCGAGCGCCCCGGGACCCGGUCUGCUGCUGCUCGCGAGACGAGAACAGCGAUGGAGAUGCGGAAGGCUGCGUACAGCUUCGAAACCCGCACCUGGCGAAGCUCAGUUCGGACCACCUCUACCACCUGGCCCUGUCCACCACCAUGCAUUCUCUGGUGGACAUGUUUGGUGAUGUCAAGUUUGUGUGCAUGGGUGGUGCACCGUCACGCAUGGAGCAGUUUGCUCGGCUGGCCAAGGAGGAGCUGGAUCUCAAGUUGCCCACCGGUACCGACCUCUGUGACCUUAGCCAUUAUGCUGGCCGAUACUCCAUGUACAAGGUCGGGCCCCUGCUUUCUAUAAGUCAUGGCAUGGGUGCCCCGUCGCUGUCCAUCCUGUUGCACGAAGUAUUCAAGCUGCUGCACUACGCACGCUGCAGGGACGUGCUGGUGUUCCGUAUCGGCACCAGUGGAGGCGUUGGUGUGCCCGCUGGUUCGGUUGUUGUGAGCACAGGGACAGUUAACGGCCUCCUCAGGGAAGAACUAAACAUGCACGUGCUCGGCAAACUUGUGUCCCGACCUGCCAAGCUGGACACGGCGCUGGCUGAGGAGAUUGCAGUUGAAGCCCGCCGCUCGCUGCCCGGGACAAAUGUGGUCAUGGGAAAGACGAUGUGUGCAGACGACUUCUACGAAGGUCAGGGCCGGCUGGACGGUGCCUUCUGCGACUACACGGACCAGGAGAAACUGCAGUUCUUGAAGAAGCUGCACUCCAUCGGCGUGGUUAACAUUGAGAUGGAGGCCACCCUCUUUGCUGCCAUGUGCCACCAUGCCGGCAUCAAAGGUGCCGUAGUAUGUGUGACUUUGCUAGACCGUCUGCAAGGGGACCAGAUCACCGUGCCCAAGAGCAUCAUGAAUGAGUGGCAGCUACAGCCCCAGCAUGUAGUGUUGCGCUUCAUACAGCGGCGCCUGGGAAUCGCUACGUCAUCACCGUAGUUAGUGCAGUUACCCCUUUCACCCCUCACCACUAUUUGCAGGUGCAGUAAACUUUCUUAACAGAGA
Molecule: messenger RNA, 1684 nt
Organism: Dermacentor andersoni
Lineage: Eukaryota; Metazoa; Arthropoda; Arachnida; Ixodida; Ixodidae
Product: uridine phosphorylase 1-like
Biological process (GO): uridine catabolic process; nucleotide catabolic process
Cellular component (GO): cytosol; cytoplasm
Molecular function (GO): uridine phosphorylase activity
Source: RefSeq, a predicted model, not a curated record